AUGACGGCAGCAAAGGUCUUCGCUUUUAGGUUUCCUGUUUUGGCGCGGGUGAUGAUGGGGCUGCGAAGAGUUUGUGGCAGAGGACGGGAGGAAGUGGUGAAGCGUGGUCUGGAGGGAAUAGGGAUGGGUGGGGGUAAUUUAGUGGUGGUAGAUGGAGGAACUGGAGCAGAGGCGGAGGGGGCAGAGGGUUGCGAUGGUGGCGUGGUCGGGUUUGGAGGGUUAGGGAUCGUAGUGGCCCGGGUGGAAGGUAGGGGAUCGGUGGGCCGAGGGCUGAUGGGGGGGGGGAGGACGAGAUGGGCUAUGGGAUAA
This is a messenger RNA of Linum trigynum, 309 nucleotides long. The record is from the annotation of a GenBank genome assembly. NCBI's taxonomy places the organism in Eukaryota, Viridiplantae, Streptophyta, Magnoliopsida, Malpighiales, Linaceae.